Messenger RNA from Blastomyces dermatitidis ER-3, 2780 nucleotides. Its product is annotated as myo-inositol-1-phosphate synthase. The transcript is spliced from 4 exons. The coding region runs from base 355 to 1959 and encodes 534 amino acids. The record is from RefSeq and is a predicted model, not a curated record. Lineage: Eukaryota; Fungi; Ascomycota; Eurotiomycetes; Onygenales; Ajellomycetaceae. Gene Ontology annotation, cellular component: cytoplasm. Gene Ontology annotation, biological process: phospholipid biosynthetic process; inositol biosynthetic process. Gene Ontology annotation, molecular function: inositol-3-phosphate synthase activity.
UCUUCUUCUUCUUCUUCUUCUUCAACCUCAAUCUCAGUCCCAAAUAUCCAAUCCCCCUUCAGCAAUCUUUCCAACUCUGCUUUCUUGCUUUUCGAUCACUCUCUAGGAAGUGGUCCAUCAAUACCGCCAAAACGUUUUCCAAUCUUCUUCCCUCGUCGCACCACCCGUUCAACGGAAGCCGACGCUCGUCCGCUCGUGGAGGAGCAUCGGAUUUGCCUUUUGUUCGAUAAAUCGACAAAGCUCUUGACUGCCAUUUGAAGCUCGAGAUCUCUACUCUCUACUUCUACCUUCUUCACCUUUCAAUCACUUUUCAAUCAAACCCGCGCCAAUUUUUUUCGUGUUUGACAAGUCAAGAUGGCCCCUCACGCCGAAGAUAAAGCUAAGGUCUCCUUGAACGGGUCGGUGUCGACUUCUUCAACAACUCCUACUCUUUUCACUGUGGACUCCCCAAAUGUCGUCUACACUGAUGAGGAAAUCAAAUCGAGGUAUGUGUACCAUACUACUGCCGUCACUCGUGCCGCAGAUGGUAAGUAUGUUGCCGCUCCCAAGGAAUCUGCCUAUGACUUCAAGGUCAACCGUAAGGUCGGCAAAGUCGGCAUGAUGCUUGUCGGAUGGGGUGGGAAUAACGGUACCACCGUCACUGCCGGUAUCAUUGCCAAUCGUCGUGGCCUCGUCUGGGACACUCGCGAGGGCAAACGUGCCGCCAACUACUACGGCUCCGUCAUCAUGGCCUCCACCGUCAAGCUGGGUACUGACCCGGAAACCGCCCAGGAGGUCAAUGUUCCCUUCCACGACAUGUUGCCCAUGGUCCACCCCAAUGAUCUGGCCAUUGGAGGCUGGGAUAUCAGCGGUAUGAACCUUGCGGAUGCCAUGGACCGUGCCCAAGUACUGGAGCCGUCCCUGAAAGAAAUGGUCCGCAAGGAGAUGGCCGAAAUGAAGCCUCUCCCAAGUGUCUACUACCCAGAUUUCAUCGCCGCCAACCAGGAGGAACGUGCUGAUAACGUCAUCGAGGGUUCCAAGGCCUCGUGGGCUCAUGUUGAGAGGAUUCAACAGGAUAUCCGUGAAUUCAAGGCUGCCAACGGAUUGGACAAGGUUAUCAUCAUGUGGACCGCCAACACUGAGCGUUAUGCCGACGUCCUCGCAGGCGUGAAUGACACUUCCGACAAUCUCCUCAAGGCUAUCAAGGACGGCCAUGAGGAAGUUUCCCCGUCGACCGUUUUCGCGGUUGCGUCCAUCUUGGAAGAUGCGCCCUUCAUCAACGGCUCCCCUCAGAACACCUUUGUUCCAGGAGUUAUCAAACUUGCUGAGGAGCGUGGUGCCUUCAUCGGUGGAGAUGACUUCAAAUCCGGCCAGACCAAGAUGAAGUCCGCCCUCGUGGAUUUCUUGAUCAACGCUGGUAUCAAGCUCACUUCGAUUGCCUCCUACAACCACUUAGGCAACAAUGAUGGCAUGAACUUGAGCUCCCACAAGCAGUUCCGCUCCAAGGAGAUCUCCAAGUCCAAUGUCGUUGACGAUAUGGUUGCUGCCAACCAUAUCCUGUACAAGAAGGACGAGCACCCCGACCACACUGUCGUGAUCAAGUAUAUGCCGGCUGUCGGAGACAACAAGCGGGCUCUUGACGAGUACUACGCUGAGAUCUUCAUGGGCGGCCACCAGACCAUCAGCAUGUUCAACGUUUGCGAGGACUCCCUCCUCGCCUCCCCGCUGAUCAUUGACCUGGUCCUCAUUGCGGAGCUCAUGACUCGUGUUAGCUGGAAGCCCGCCUCUGGCGACAAGUACAAGGGUUUCCACAGCGUUCUCAGCCUCCUCAGCUAUAUGCUAAAGGCUCCCCUGACCCCACCAGGAACUCCCGUCGUGAACUCCUUGAGCAAGCAGCGCGCUGCUAUUACCAACGUCUUCCGCGCCUGCAUCGGCUUGCAGCCUGAGUCCGACAUGACUCUCGAGCACAAGCUCUUCUAGACUCGUUCACGUAUCUCUGCGCAUGAUCUCAUUUGACGCAGGGGAUAGGUUGUGCCUAUUAACGAUUAACGAGCCCAGGCCGCGGCGUGCCUUUUGUCGUUCCCUUCCUUUUAUCUGACCAGAUUGAACAAACCUUUCGCACUUUUGCUUUGCCCUUGUGACCACUUGUGGGGUCAACACACUCCUUUAGUUCAGCUAGCCUAGUGCCUUACCAAGUUGCAAUAAUUAAUUUAAGCAUAUGCCUAGGCAAUUUAUAUAUGCGAAGACAAUAGUUGAAGAUCCUGUCGUGUUAUUUUCAUUUCCAACUUGUAGCAGCGUACAUACAUCCGUAAGUGUUGGUGAAAAUAGUGGUGGUACGGUACCCAAGGCAGAAGGAAGGACUGCAGGAUAGUAGUUAAGUAAGUAACGUCUAAUCAUCUUCCCCAACAAUCUGGAUUGGAAUAAGCUACGCAUACAGUAAGUAACAAACUCCCUAGGACACCUACGUAGUAUGAUGGAUACAUUCGAAGAGAAACCACCUGCCAACAUGCUUUGUUUGGGCCCUCCCAAGAUCCUACCCGACCCGGCCAGUAAAAUACGUGGUUUUAUGCAACGAUAGAAAAUUGAUAGAACGGUGGUAUGAUUUUGAAUGAUGGCUGCCAUGAUAAGUUUAUCUAUGUAGUUCUGCUCUAUUUACGGGGCAACAUGGAAACCCAACGGAGUCAAUCGCAAGGAAUCGCAAGGGCACCAUAGGCACCAGACAUGUAGCAAUAGGCUCUGUUGAAAAGACAGGCAGAUACAUAUAUAUAUAUAUACAGUAGUAUAUCAAAUUUUCCUCCUCA